CGCGUGCACCUGCCAGGCUGUAACGGGGCAGUGUGUGUGAGGAGCGACACGGUGAGUUGUAACACUCAUAUCCAGACCUUUCCGCUCGUUAAUCCCGAACUGUACCGGACACACGGACACGCACGCGACAUCCCCGCCAUGUGGGCCGCGGUAACGGAGCGCUACGAGGCGUUUUUAAAGGAGAAGAACCUGCUGACGGACUGUCUAGCGGAGCUCGAGCGGCGCACCGGUGUACAGAGACAGUACAUCGCCUCAGGUGCACUGUGCAUCAUCGCGCUGUACCUGUUAUUUGGUUAUGGUGCGUCACUUCUCUGUAACUUGAUUGGAUUCACCUACCCUGCCUAUGCGUCUGUGAAAGCGAUUGAGAGCAGGAAUAAAGAGGACGACACACAGUGGUUGACGUACUGGGUGGUUUAUGGACUCUUCAGUGUUGCUGAGUUUUUCUCUGACAUUUUCCUCUUCUGGUUUCCGUUUUAUUAUGCUGGAAAGUGUGUGUUCCUGUUAUGGUGUAUGGCCCCCGUGUCCUGGAACGGUUCUCAGCUGAUCUACAGUCGAGUUGUUCGUCCGUUCUUCCUGCAGCACGAGGCGACGCUGGACAAUGUGAUGAAAGACCUGAGUGGAAAAGCCAAGAGUGCAGUGCAGUCCGCCACUAAAGAGGGUUUCACUCUGUUGACCAGCGAUAAGGAUAAAUGAUGGCUUUCAGGAGGUGAUGUGAAGAAAAUCAUAGUGUUUCACCUCAGUGCCUUAUUUUCAUCAUCCUCAUCCUCAUCCUCAUCAUCAUCAUCAUCCCCGUCAUUGACGGAGCUCCAGCUGUUCAUAUCUCAUUAAUAUCAUCCUUAUAAAUGUGAAUUCAUGUGACUUCACUCUAUAACCAUGACCUGUUCAUCAGGAACAACGUGUUUGUGUUUCCACAUCAGAUUUAAUACAUAAUAAAUAUUAAUAAACUUUAA
Messenger RNA from Hemibagrus wyckioides, 950 nucleotides. RefSeq names its product Receptor expression-enhancing protein 6-like. The coding region runs from base 139 to 693 and encodes 184 amino acids. The record is from RefSeq and is a predicted model, not a curated record. NCBI's taxonomy places the organism in Eukaryota, Metazoa, Chordata, Actinopteri, Siluriformes, Bagridae. The transcript is spliced from 5 exons.